Molecule: messenger RNA, 2853 nt
Organism: Solanum dulcamara
Lineage: Eukaryota; Viridiplantae; Streptophyta; Magnoliopsida; Solanales; Solanaceae
Exons: 8
Coding region: 678-2573 (631 amino acids)
Source: RefSeq, a predicted model, not a curated record
ACAGUAGAUGCAGUUGGUGGACCAACCAUAUAAUGAAAUGGUCGCCACUACUUUUCCUACAAAUUUUGGUUUCUCUGUGUCUCCAUAUAUUCAAAAGCCAACAUUCUUGACCUACACUAAAUCUUUAUACAGUUCUAACAAGUUCAACCCAAUAGUUGUUUCUCACUCGUUAAAGCUCAACCUUUUUUUAGUAGUGCAGUUCACCCAAGAAAGAAAACAAGAAGAGCUGAUGUUUUGAUGGAUUUUGAGACAAGAACUAGGUUUGCAGAAGAAAGAAAAUAAUUUGUGUAAUUUUGUUCUUGCUCAUGCCAAAUCUAGCUUCCUUUCUACUGUAUCUAGCUCAUAGUAAAGUAGGUGCAGUUUUUUCAACUGUCAAGAUCAAUUGGCAUAGGCUCUAGACAGAAAGGAUGGAAGAAAGACAUUGGAAUAUCUCGCUGAAGCUGACAACGCCUCUCUCCAUAAAGGAAGAAUAAUCCACGACAAAGUCAUACUAGACCAUGUUUUCCUUCAAUUUUUUCUUACCACAUUGAGAGAAACGUGGUUGUAGGAAUCGAGUGAAUGAUUUCAUAAGUUCAGGGAAUUUAGCUUGCAAAAAUUGUCAUAAAAGAGUUUUGUGAUUGCAGGCCUUCAAUCUUAACACUAGAAGAGGGUGAUUGUGUUCUUACUUGUUCUUAGUUAUGUCUAUCUUGAGUUCAGGUAUGCUCGGGAAAGUUUUAGUUGUCUUGUUGGUUGCAGGUCUGGCAUUCCCAGCCUUCAUACCUCCACCUCCCAGAAUCUGUGGUUCUCCUGAUGGUCCAACAGUUACCGGACCUAGAAUCAAACUUAGGGAUGGAAGACAUCUGGCUUAUAAGGAGCAUGGUGUACCCAAAGGAACGGCCAAAUAUAAGGUCGUAUAUGCACAUAGCUUUAGUUCUACCAGAUAUGAUUCAGCUAUUGCACCCUUGGAAACACUUGAAGAACUAGGGGCAUAUGUUGUCUCUUUUGAUAGGCCAGGUUAUGGGGAAAGCGAUCCACAUCCAAAACGAACCAUACAAACUACAGCUUUGGAUAUGGAAGAGCUUGCUGAUCAACUUGGACUUGGCCCUAAAUUUUAUGUUAUGGGGUAUUCCAUGGGUGGUCAUUCAGUUUGGGGUUGCCUUAAGUACAUCCCUAAUCGGUUAGCUGGAGCAGCUCUAGUUGCUCCUGUUGUCAAUUACUGGUGGCCUAGCUUUCCUGCUAAUUUGUCCACAGAAGGAUACAAUCUACAGCUCCCACAGGACCAAUGGGCACUUAGAGUUGCACAUUAUGCGCCUUGGCUAGUCUACUGGUGGAACACUCAAAAAUGGUUCCCGUACAAUAGUGUUAUAGCUGGAAAACCCAAAAUGUCUCCCCCAGAUUUAGAAGUUGCUUCCAGAUUUGCUAAGCAUGAAUAUGCUGUAAAACAAGGAGUAUUUGAGUCCCUCCACCGCGACAUGAUGGUGGGGUUCGGGAAAUGGGAUUUUGAUCCUAUGGAUCUUAAGAACCUUUUCCCAAAUGGUGAAGGCUCAGUCCACUUGUGGCAUGGUGACGAAGACUGGGUUGUACCUGUUAUAUUACAGCGUUACGUUGCAGAAAGACUUCCAUGGAUACACUACCAUGAAGGUCCAACUGUUACCGGACCUCGAAUCAAACUUAGGGAUGGAAGACAUCUGGCUUAUAAGGAGCAUGGUGUACCCAAAGAAAAGGCCAAAUAUAAGGUCGUAUAUGCACAUAGCUUUGGUUCUACCAAAUAUGAGUCAGUUAUUGCACCCUUGGAUACACUUGAAGAAUUAGGGGCGUAUGUUGUCUCUUUUGAUAGACCAGGUUAUGGGGAAAGUGAUCCACUUCCAGAACGGACUAUACAAACUACAGCUUUGGAUAUGGAAGAGCUUGCUGAUCAACUUGGACUUGGCCCUAAAUUUUAUGUUAUGGGGUUUUCCAUGGGUGGUCAUUCAGUUUGGGGUUGCCUCAAGUACAUCCCUAAUCGGUUAGCUGGAGCAGCUCUAGUUGCUCCUGUUGUAAAUUACUGGUGGCCUAGCUUUCCUGAUAAUUUGUCAACAGAGGGAUACAAUCUACAGCUCCCACAGGACCAAUGGGCACUUCGAGUUGCACAUUAUGCGCCUUGGCUAGUCUACUGGUGGAACACUCAGAAGUGGUUCCCAUGCAAUAGUGUUAUAUCUGGAAAACCCAAAAUGUCUCCCCCAGAUUUAGAAGUUGUUUCCAGAUCUGCUAAGCAUGCAAGUCAAAUGCAAAAACUUAAGGAAUAUGCUGUAAAACAAGGAGUAUUUGAGUCCCUCCACCGCGACAUGAUGGUGGGGUUCGGGAAAUGGGAUUUUGAUCCUAUGGAUCUUAAGAACCUUUUCCCAAAUGGUGAAGGCUCAGUCCACUUGUGGCAUGGUGACGAAGACUGGGUUGUACCUGUUAUAUUACAGCGUUACGUUGCAGAAAGACUUCCAUGGAUACACUUCCAUGAAAUACCCAAUGUUGGACAUCUACUUAUGCAUGAUCCAGCCAUGAAGGAGGUUAUCUGGAAGACAUUUUUGCCAGGAGAGAAAGAACAAAUAGUGCAUUCUUAAAGAGGAACGCUGAAAUUUCCUAGUAGAAAAAUCUUUCUAAGUUUUUACUACACAUUCCAAUAUUAUUGUAAGAAUUAUGUCUAUCUUGUAAAAAUACCAAGCUGUUAAAAAUAUUCAUCUGUGAUGUGCACCUAAUCCACACAUCACAAGUGCCUUCUUUUUUGUUUUGGUUAAAAAUUGUUGCAAGUAAGGUAAUAUUAACAGUACUCAAGAAGGAAAGACAACAAUCAGUAAGGAUUGCUACUACACAAACAGCAAGACAGAUCAUUUGAAUUCUCCA